AUGUCGUUGGAAAUGAAAAAUAAUGAAGACGAUAUCGAUGAAAAUGAUGAUGAUGAUUUCAUGUACUCGGAGAUGGAAAAAAAAGCACUCGAAACCGAAGAAGAAGAGGAAUGGAAAACGUCUUCGUAUAAAAUAGAAAACAUGCAACUCAAACUCUACGUGGACGUUCUGGAUAAACUGUGCAAAGAAGAUAAGAUCGAACAGUUCGUGAAAGUAUUCGCGCCUCCCGAUUUAGAGGAAGAAGAUAGAGUAUAUUUCAUGGAGAGUUUAAAAGGGACGAUGGAAAACGGCGAGAGGUGGAAACGGAUGAAACGAGAGAUUGAGAUUUUACAGACGGGGAAAUAUCGCGGGAUAUCCGGGGAUCAAGAAAGAGGCCCGGUGGAAUUUAGAUUCGAUAUGAUGGUAGACGAAGACAAAGAGGAAGACAGAGAAGAUAAUAAUAAUAGUAAAAUGAAGAAGAAGAAUAGAAAUAGCAUUCACAUCAUGCGGGAAGUCGUGUUUCGGAAAACGAACAACGUGUGGCACGCGGAAGGAUGA
This is a messenger RNA of Bathycoccus prasinos, 537 nucleotides long. RefSeq lists its product with no specific name. Lineage: Eukaryota; Viridiplantae; Chlorophyta; Mamiellophyceae; Mamiellales; Bathycoccaceae. The coding region runs from base 1 to 537 and encodes 178 amino acids. The transcript has a single exon. The record is from RefSeq and is a predicted model, not a curated record.